Messenger RNA from Doryrhamphus excisus (bluestripe pipefish), 1139 nucleotides. RefSeq names its product sclerostin domain containing 1a (gene sostdc1a). Gene Ontology annotation, molecular function: BMP binding. NCBI's taxonomy places the organism in Eukaryota, Metazoa, Chordata, Actinopteri, Syngnathiformes, Syngnathidae. Gene Ontology annotation, biological process: negative regulation of Wnt signaling pathway; negative regulation of BMP signaling pathway. The record is from RefSeq and is a predicted model, not a curated record.
CUCAGCAUCGCCAUCAUCAUCUUCAAACCAUCAUCUCCAGCAUGCACCAAGAGUCGUGCCACUCUUUGGUUUUACUUUGCAUCCUCCUGAGGAGCAGCGGCCAAGCCUUCAAGAACGAUGCCACGGAGCUCCUCUCCUCGCAUGCGAGCGCACCGGUGGCGGGGGAGCAGCACGGCAACGUGUCGCUGAAUCGGGCACGCUCCGGUGGGCGAGCGGCAGCGGCGGCGGCGGCGGCCGGGACAGAGCGCGACAGAAGCGAGCAAAGCCAAAUUGGAUGCAGAGAGUUGAGGUCCACCAAGUACAUCUCAGAUGGCCACUGCACCAGCAUCAAUCCCAUUAAGGAGCUGGUGUGUGCCGGCGAGUGUCUACCAGCUCAGAUGCUCCAGAACUGGAUCGGCGGACCCUACAGCAGAAAGUUGUGGUCUCGCCGCGGCGCCGGCACGAGCAGCGCCAGCAGCCAGGACUGGCGGUGCGUCAACGACAAGACUCGCACUCAACGCAUCCGGUUGCAGUGCCAGGACGGCAGCACCAGAACGUACAAAAUCACGGCGGUCAUCUCCUGUAAGUGCAAGAGAUACUCCAGGCAGCACAACGAGUCAGGCCACAAGUUUGAGCCCGCGGUUCUGUCACCGCCGCAGCUCCUGCACAAGCACAAGGCCAAGAGCAGGAAGCAGAUGGGGAAGAAGCGCUUGAGUGAGAACUGGCACCAGUCAGAACCAUGAGGGUCUAUUUAGACUCAUGUGGAUUACAGCUGCUCUCCGUGGGCUGGACUUGAUUUAGCUUUUAAGAUGGUGUCUCACUUUAAUGGAUCAUCAAAGGCCUCUUCUGGCCAUUUUGAUGCAUGUAAAGAUAAUGUGAACAAAACCAAAAUAUACAGCUUUCCUAAGCCUGGAUAUAAGCCAUACAUUGUCCUAUGUAUGUACGUAUGUAUGUAUUUAUGUAUGUAUGUAUGUAUGUAUGUAUGUAGCCAUGUGUGUGCUCUUUUUAUUUGAUGUACAAAUUGAGAUGAUGACAAACCCCUCCAAGCACCUUGUAAAUAUUUGUACAUAUAUGUCAAAUUGUUACUUGCUUUUUUUUCAAUAACCAUGUGUAUAAAAUUGAUGUAAUAUAUUCUAAGUGGCAACAUGUGCGGGUAAAGU